Penicillium cinerascens is the source of this 333-nucleotide messenger RNA. It is a transcript of the gene tim13, whose product is annotated as protein translocase subunit TIM13. Lineage: Eukaryota; Fungi; Ascomycota; Eurotiomycetes; Eurotiales; Aspergillaceae. The coding region runs from base 1 to 333 and encodes 110 amino acids. The record is from RefSeq and is a predicted model, not a curated record. The transcript has 2 exons.
AUGUCUCUAUUCGGCUCCGCCCCCUCCGCCCCCUCCAAGUCCUCCGAGGACAUCAAGACCGCCCUCGUGCAGCAGCUGCAGCAGGAGUCGGCCAUGAACAACGCCCGUGCUCUGAUCGGAAAAAUCAACGAGCACUGCUACGACGCCUGCAUUCCCGCCCCCGGUUCCUCCAUGUCUUCCAAGGAGAGCAGCUGCCUGUCCAGCUGCAUGGAGAAGUACAUCGCCAUGUGGAACGUCACCAGCCGCACCUACAUCAGCCGCGUUUCCCAGGAGAGCAAGAAGAUGGGUGGCGACGCUUCCGCCCUGGUCGCCAUGGGCACUGGCUCUUCCUAG